CACGUGAAGAAAAUGCGCAUGCGUUCUUUCCUCAAUCAUUUCAACAUGGACUCUGGUAGUGUCGUUGUAGCAGAAGCUUUGUUGGAAGAUCAUUUGGCUGACAUUUGGCCAGAUUUUCCCUGUCUUUAUGACGUGCGAUGUCCCGAGUUUAAAAAUCGGGAUUUACGCGAAAAUGCGUUCGAAGAAAUCGCUGAAAAACUCGGAAAAACAGUUGAUUGGGUAAAGUCAAAAAUUCGAUCACUGCGAAAUAGUUUCGUAAAGGCGAAAAAACCUCCACCCAGUGGCAGUGCUAGAAAAAAUCCAUCUCGUCGAACCACUUGGAUAUUAGAGAAGUUACAAUUUCUAGCACCUCAUGUUGCAACACGGACUUCAAUUUCGAAUAUUGACUCUGUAAGUUUCGUUCAAAGUUCUUACUCAAUUUAUUUAUAUGACAUAAAGUGAUGAAAUUAUUUAAUAUAUUAGUAUAUUAGUAUAUAAUACAGUAUAUUUAAUUAUAAGCAAACUAUAAAAUUAUUUUCUACACAAUC
Xenia sp. Carnegie-2017 is the source of this 527-nucleotide messenger RNA. RefSeq lists its product as uncharacterized. The coding region runs from base 13 to 441 and encodes 142 amino acids. Gene Ontology annotation, biological process: regulation of transcription by RNA polymerase II. Lineage: Eukaryota; Metazoa; Cnidaria; Anthozoa; Malacalcyonacea; Xeniidae. Gene Ontology annotation, cellular component: transcription regulator complex; nucleus. The transcript is spliced from 2 exons. The record is from RefSeq and is a predicted model, not a curated record.